ACGCAGUGUUUGUGCUCGAAGCCGGGCGCGAGCGCCGCGAUGGCGCGCCAGUGCCGCUCGCCGUCGCCGCCCGAGGCGCUGCUGCAGGUGAAGGUGGUGGGGGUCUUCCAGAGCUCCGGCUUUCAGAUGGCGAAGAGCACCGCAGAGUGUCUGAAGAGUAAUUUUCCAUCCAAAUUUGAUGAUCCUAUAAUGGUUCCUCUUCAAGAAUUUGCAUGGGAUCAAUAUCUACAGAAGAAAAAAAGGGAACUUAAGAGUGAAGUCUGGGAAUAUUCUUCCAAUGUCAUGUGUUUUAUUAAUGAUCAGCUGCUGGGUGAUGCACUUGAACUUCAGAAAUGGGCCCACAAGGUGUGGGAUAUGAUUGACUUUAAGCCCCCUGCACUUUAUGAGGCACUUACUGUAGAUUUUUCUACUAAAUUCCUAAGCGACACCAAGCAUGAUUUUGUGUUCUUGGAUGUUUCUAUUGAUCUUAAUCCAAUUGGAAGAUUGGUUUUUGAGCUAUACUGUGAUACAUGCCCCAAAACAUGUAAAAAUUUUCAGGUCUUGUGCACAGGAAAAGCAGGGUUUUCUCAAAGUGGCAUCAAGCUACAUUAUGUCGGUUCGAUUUUUCAUCGAAUAGUAAAGAAUGCUUGGAUACAAGGAGGAGAUAUAGUGGCUGGAAAAGGAGAUGGUGGAGAGUCAAUUUAUGGACCAACAUUUGAAGGCAUUUGGAUGUAGGCAUUUGCUACAUCAGUCUCUGCUACCAUCCCCAAACAAGAAUAGACAACAGGACAUGAUGAGCCGUCUGUUGAGAGAACACACCACCAAAUGGAUAGAACAGGAGUCUGAUUGAGCUUCUGGAUCCAGCUGCCAAUUUGCAAGAAAUAUGACCAGUUCUGCCAUAAUGUGUUAAGGAUCUCUGUGCUAUGUAAAAUCAUGCAAUAGAAACCACAAGACUUAUGGCAGAAACGAGAUGAAAAACAAAACGUUCUCUUAAAAAAUAAGACAGUAACCUAAUAAAAACAGAAACAGUUUUACACAUAUGUUAUGGUUAUGAAACACCCGGAGGAAACCACUCUUG
Eptesicus fuscus (big brown bat) is the source of this 1057-nucleotide messenger RNA. It is a transcript of the gene PPIL6, whose product is annotated as peptidylprolyl isomerase like 6. The transcript is spliced from 7 exons. The record is from RefSeq and is a predicted model, not a curated record. The coding region runs from base 40 to 714 and encodes 224 amino acids. Gene Ontology annotation, molecular function: peptidyl-prolyl cis-trans isomerase activity. Gene Ontology annotation, biological process: protein peptidyl-prolyl isomerization. Lineage: Eukaryota; Metazoa; Chordata; Mammalia; Chiroptera; Vespertilionidae.